Miniopterus natalensis is the source of this 11064-nucleotide messenger RNA. Lineage: Eukaryota; Metazoa; Chordata; Mammalia; Chiroptera; Miniopteridae. The record is from RefSeq and is a predicted model, not a curated record.
UUGGACUCGUACCUGCGGGUCGCUUGUGUGCAGCAGGUGGGUUGGUCACUUCUAUGCAAAUUAAUAGAAGUCUGUCCAGAUACAAUGCAAAGCUUAACGGGACCCCAAGGUAUUGGACAGGAUUGGGAAGUCCUUGGUGUUCACCAGCUGAUUAUUAAAAUGCUCACAUUUCAUAAUGCCAGUGUAAAUCUGUCAGUGGUUGGACUGAAGGCCUUAGAUCUCCUUCUAACUUCGGGUAAAAUCACCUUGCUGAUAUUGGAUGAAGAAAGCGAUAUUUUCUUACUAAUUUUCGAUGCCAUGAGAGCGUUUUCAGCCAAUGACGAGGUCCAGAAACUUGGAUGCAAAGCUUUACAUGUGCUGUUUGAGAGAGUUUCAGAGGAGCAACUGACUGAAUUUGUCGAGAAUAAAGAUUAUAUGAUAUUGCUAAGUGCAUUAAAAAACUUUAAAGAUGAGGAGGAGAUUGUGCUUUACGUACUGCGCUGUUUACAUUCCCUAGCAAUUCCUUGCAGUAAUGUCGAAGUCCUCAUGAGCGGCAACGUCAGGUGUUACAACAUUGUGGUGGAAGCCAUGAGAGCAUUCCCUGUUAAUGAGAAGAUUCAGGAAGUGAGCUGCUGCUUGCUCCAUAGGCUCACCUUAGGUAACUUCUUUAAUAUCCUGGUGCUGAACGAGGUGCACGAGUUUGUGGUGAGCGCCGUGCGGCGGUAUCCAGAGAACGCGGCCCUGCAGAUCGCCGCGCUCAGCUGCCUGGCGCUGCUCACUGAGACCAUUUUCUUAAAUCAAGACUUAGAGGAAAAGUCCGGGAAUCAGAAUGAGGAGGAAGAAGAGAAGUUGUUUUGGCUGGAAGCCUGUUACAAAGGCUUGACGUGGCACAGAAAGAACAAGCAUGUGCAGGAGGCUGCAUGCUGGGCCCUAAACAAUCUCCUUAUGUACCAGAACAGUUUGCAUGAGAAGAUUGGAGAUGAAGAUGGCCAGUUCCCAGCCCACAGGGAGGUCAUGCUGUCCAUGCUGAUGCAUUCUUCAUCAAAGGAAGUCUUUCGGGCAUCUGCAAAUGCUCUGUCGACUCUCUUAGAACAAAACGUUAAUUUCAGAAAAAUCCUGUUGUCAAAAGGCCUCUACCUGAACGUGCUGGAGUUAAUGCAGAAGCACCUACACUCUCCUGAGGUGGCUGAAAGUGGCUGCAAAAUGCUGAAUCAUCUUUUCGAAGGAAGUAACACUUCCCUGGAUAUAAUGGCAGCAGUGGCCCCCAAAAUAAUAACAGUUAUGAGAAGUCAUGAGACGUCAUCAUCAGUGCAACUGGAGGCACUUCGAGCUAUUUUACAUUUUAUGGUUCCAGGCAUGCCAGAAGAAUUCACAGAAGAUACUGAAUAUCAGCACAAGCUACAUAUGGUUACAAAACAGUGUUUCAGGAAUGAUAUUCACAAACUGGUCCUAGCGUCUUUGAAGAGGUUCAUUGGAAAUCCUGGGAUUCAGAAAUGUGGAUUGAAAGUAAUAUCUUCUAUAGCACAUUUUUCUGAUGAAUUAGCUGUGCUAUCUCUGGAAGUUGCGAUUGAAACCGUGCUUCAAACACUGCAGAUGUAUCCGGAUGACCAAGAAAUUCAGUGUCUGGGUUUAAGUCUUAUAGGAUGCUUGAUUACAAAGAAGAAUUUGUUCCUAGGAACUGGGCACCUGCUGGCAAAGAUUCUGGUUUCCAGCUUACAACGAUUUAAGGAUAUUGCUGAAUUACAGACUAAAGGAUUUCAGAUAGUCUUGACCAUGCUGGAGUUGUCAGGGGCCUUUUCCAAGCUGCUGGUGCACCAUUCCUUUGAGACCGUAAUAUUUCAUCAGAUGUCUUCCAGCCUCUUGGAACAAAAGGACCAACAGUUUCUAAACCUUUGUUGCAAGUGCUUUGCAAAAUUAGCUAUGGAUGAUAAAUUAAAAAGUGUGAUGCUCGAGAGGGCCUGUGAUCAGAACAACAGCAUCAUGGUCGAAUGCCUGCUUCUGCUGGGAGCCGAUGUCAAUCAAACAAAGGAGGGAGCCCCUUUAAUUUGUCAGGUAUGUGAAAAAGCGAGCAGUCCCAAACUGGUGGAACUGUUACUGAACGGUGGGUCCCGUGAACAAGACGUGCGGAGAGCGCUGACCAUAAGCAUCGCGAAAGGCGACAGCCAGACCAUCAGCCUGCUCUUAAGGAGGCUUGCCCUGGACCUGGCCAAUAACAGCAUAUGCCUGGGAGGAUUUUGUAUUGGAAAAAUCGAACCUUCUUGGCUUGGUCCUUUAUUUCCAGAUAAGACAUGCAAUUUAAGAAAAGAAACAAACAUCGGAUCCACCCUAGCAAGAAUGGUCCUCAGAUACCAGAUGAAGAGUGCUGCGGAAGAGGGAGCCGCCUCAGGCAGCGAUGGGAGUUUUUCUGAACAACUACUUGAUAAAUUUGCCGAAUGGACCUUCAUCCCCGAGUCCUACAUGGACAGUGUGUUUGGUCAAAGUGAUGACCUAGAUAGCGAAGGAAGUGAAGGUUCAUUUCUUGUGAAAAAGAAGUCCAAUUCAAUUAGCGUAGGAGAAUUUUACCGAGACCCUGCCUUGCAACGUUGCUCGCCAAAUUUGCAAAGGCAUUCCGCUUCGUUGGGACCCAAUUUUGAUCAUGAAGAUUUACUGAAGCAAAAAAGAAAAAUACUGUCUUCAGAUGAUUCCCUCAGGUCCUCAAGACUCGCGUCCCACAUGAGGCAGUCUGACAGCACGUCCUCCCUGGCUGCCGAGCGGGAGUGCAUCACGUCCUUAGACCUCUCGGCCAACGAGCUGAGGGACGUGGAUGCCCUGAGCCAGCGGUGCUGCGUCAGCGGCCACCUGGAGCACCUCGAGAGGCUGGAGCUGCACCAGAACGCGCUCACGGCCUUCCCGCAGCGCCUCUGUGAAACGCUGAAGUGUCUGACACACUUGGACUUGCACAGUAACAAGUUCACGUCCUUCCCCUCAUACUUGUUGAAAAUGAAUUGCAUCGCCAACCUUGAUGUCUCUCGAAAUGAAAUCGGACCCUCGGUCGUUUUGGAUCCUGCAGUGAAGUGUCCCACCUUGAAACAGUUCAACCUGUCAUAUAACCAGCUGUGUUCUGUUCCCGAGAACCUGGGGGAUGUGGCAGAGAAACUGGAGCAGCUCACUUUAGAAGGAAAUAAAAUAUCAGGAAUGUGUCCCCCUCUGAGCCUGAAGGAACUGAAGAUUUUAAACCUCAGUAAAAACCACAUUUCAUCCCUGUCAGAGGACUUUCUUGAGGCUUGUCCUAAAGUGGAGAGUUUCAGCGCCAGGAUGAAUUUUCUUGCUGCUAUGCCUUUUUUACCUUCCUCUAUGACAAGUAUAAAAUUAUCUCAAAACAGAUUUACAUGUGUUCCAGAAGCAAUUUUAAAGCUUCCACACUUGCGAUCCUUAGACAUGAGCAGCAAUGAUAUUAAAUACCUGCCCAGUCCUGCGCACUGGAAAUCUUUGAACUUAAGGGAACUCUUGUUCAGUCAUAAUCAGAUCAGCGUCUUGGACUUGAGUGAAAAAGCACAUGUAUGGUCUAGAGUAGAGAAACUACAUCUUUCUCACAAUAAACUGAAAGAGAUUCCUCCUGAGAUUGGCUGUCUUGAAAACCUGACAUCUCUUGAUGUUAGUUACAACUUCGAACUGAGAUCCUUUCCCAAUGAAAUGGGGAAAUUGAGCAAAAUAUGGGAUCUUCCUUUGGAUGAACUGCGCCUUAAUUUUGAUUUUAAACAUAUAGGAUGUAAAGCCAAAGACAUCAUAAGGUUUCUUCAACAGCGGUUAAAAAAGGCUGUGCCCUAUAACCGAAUGAAACUUAUGAUUGUGGGAAAUACUGGGAGUGGUAAAACCACCUUAUUGCAGCAAUUAAUGAAAACCAAGAAAUCAGAUCUUGGGAUGCAGAGUGCUACAGUUGGCAUAGAUGUGAAAGACUGGCCUAUCCAAAUAAGAGGCAAAAAGAAAAAAGACCUCAUUCUAAAUGUUUGGGAUUUUGCAGGUCGUGAGGAAUUCUACAGCACCCAUCCCCACUUCAUGACCCCGCGGUCACUGUACCUCGCUGUCUAUGACCUCAGCAAAGGACAAGCUGAAGUUGACGCCAUGAAGCCUUGGCUGUUCAAUAUAAAGGCCCGCGCCUCCUCCUCCCCGGUGAUCCUGGUGGGCACGCACCUGGAUGUGUCCGACGAGCGGCAGCGCAAAGCCUGCGUCGGGAAGAUCAACAAGGAGCUGCUGAACAAGCGGGGCUUCCCCGCCAUCCGGGACUGCCACUUCGUGAACGCCACCGAGGAGUCCGAUGCUCUGGCCAAGCUCCGGAAAACCAUCAUCAACGAGAGCCUGAAUUUCAAGAUCCGAGAUCAGCCUGUUGUCGGGCAGCUGAUUCCAGACUGCUACGUAGAACUCGAGAAAAUCAUUUUAUCAGAGCGGAAAAAUGUGCCAAUUGAAUUUCCUGUAAUUGACCGGAAACGAUUAUUACAACUCGUGAAAGAAAAUCAACUGCAGCUAGAUGAAAAUGAGCUUCCUCACGCAGUUCACUUCCUAAAUGAAUCAGGGGUCCUUCUUCAUUUUCAAGACCCAGCACUGCAGUUAAGUAACUUAUAUUUUGUGGAACCCAAGUGGCUUUGUAAAGUCAUGGCACAGAUUUUGACAGUGAAAGUGGAAGGCUGCCCAAAACACCCUAAAGGGAUUAUUUCACGUAAAGAUGUGGAAAAAUUUCUUUCAAAGAAAAAGAGAUUUCCAAAGAACUACAUGCAACAGUACUUUAAACUCCUAGAAAAAUUUCAGAUCGCCUUGCCAAUAGGAGAAGAAUAUUUGCUGGUUCCAAGCAGUCUGUCUGACCACAGGCCUGUGAUAGAGCUUCCCCACUGUGAGAACUCUGAAAUUAUCAUUCGACUGUACGAAAUGCCUUAUUUUCCGAUGGGAUUUUGGUCGAGAUUAAUCAAUCGAUUACUUGAAAUUUCACCUUACAUGCUUUCAGGCAGAGAACGAGCGCUUCGCCCAAACAGAAUGUACUGGCGACAAGGCAUCUACUUGAAUUGGUCUCCUGAAGCUUAUUGUCUGGUAGGAUCUGAAGUCUUAGAUAAUCAUCCAGAGAGUUUCCUAAAAAUUACAGUUCCUUCGUGUAGAAAAGGCUGUAUUCUCUUGGGCCAAGUUGUGGACCACAUUGAUUCUCUCAUGGAAGAAUGGUUUCCUGGGUUACUGGAGAUUGAUAUUUGCGGGGAAGGAGAAACUUUGUUGAAGAAAUGGGCAUUAUAUAGUUUUAAUGAUGAUGAAGAACAUCAGAAAAUCUUACUGGAUGACUUGAUGAAGAAAGCAGAGGAAGGAGACCUCCUCAUAAAUCCAGAUCAACCAAGGCUCACCAUUCCAAUAUCUCAGAUUGCUCCUGACUUGAUUUUGGCUGACCUGCCUAGAAAUAUUAUGUUGAAUAGUGAUGGACUGGAAUUUGAACAAGCUCCAGAAUUUCUCUUAGGUGAUGGCAGUUUUGGAUCAGUUUAUCGAGCAACCUAUGAAGGAGAAGAGGUGGCUGUGAAGAUUUUUAACAAGCACACAUCACUUAGACUGUUACGACAAGAGCUGGUAGUGCUUUGCCACCUCCACCACCCCAGCUUAAUAUCUUUGCUGGCGGCUGGGAUCCGUCCUCGGAUGCUGGUGAUGGAGCUGGCCUCCAAGGGCUCCCUGGAUCGCCUGCUUCAGCAGGACAAAGCCAGUCUCACGAGGACCCUGCAGCACAGGAUCGCACUCCAUGUAGCUGACGGCUUGAGAUACCUCCAUUCAGCCAUGAUUAUCUACCGUGAUUUGAAGCCCCACAACGUCCUGCUCUUCACCCUGUACCCCAAUGCUGCCAUCAUCGCCAAGAUCGCUGACUACGGGAUUGCCCAGUACUGCUGCAGAAUGGGGAUCAAGACAUCAGAGGGCACACCCGGGUUUCGUGCGCCCGAAGUUGCCAGAGGAAAUGUAAUUUAUAACCAACAGGCUGAUGUUUAUUCAUUUGGUUUACUACUGUAUGACAUUUUGACAACUGGAAGUAGAAUAGCAGAGGGUUUGAAAUUUCCAAAUGAGUUUGAUGAAUUGGCUAUACAAGGAAAGUUACCAGAUCCAGUUAAAGAAUAUGGUUGUGCCCCAUGGCCGAUGGUUGAGAAGUUAAUUAAAAGGUGCUUAAAAGAAAAUCCUCAAGAAAGACCUACUUCUGCCCAGGUCUUUGACAUUUUGAAUUCAGCUGAGUUAAUCUGUCUGAUGAGACAUAUAUCCAUACCUAGGAACUUUACUGUGGAGUGCAUGGUUCCUGCCAAUCAUAGCAGCAAGACUGCAAGCAUCUGGCUGGGCUGUGGGCACACAGACAGAGGCCAGCUCUCAUUUCUUGACUUAGCUACUGAAAGACUCACUUCUGAGGAAGUCACUGACAGUAGAAUACUGUGCCUCGCCUUGGUGCACCUGCCUGUUGAAAAGGAAAGCUGGAUUGUGUCUGGGACACAGUCUGGCGUGCUCCUUGUCAUUAAUGCCGAAGAUGGGAAGAAGAGACAUACCCUUGAAAAGAUGACCGAUUCCAUUACUUGCUUGCAUUGCAAUUCCAUUUCCAAGCAAAGCAAGCAAAAAAAUUUUCUUUUGGUGGGAACUGCUGAUGGAAACUUAGCGAUUUUUGAAGAUAAAAGUGUUAAGUGUAAAGGAGCUGCUCCUUUGAAGAUACUCAAUAUAGGAAAUAUCAGCACUCCAGUCAUGUGUUUGAGUGAAUCUGUGAAUUCAGUGGAAAAAAACAUUAUGUGGGGAGGAUGUGGCACAAAACUUUUCUCGUUUUCUGAUGAUUUCACCAUUCAGAAACUCAUUGAGACCAGGACAAAUUCACUGCUUUCUUACGCAGCCUUCAGUGAUUCGAACAUCAUCGCGGUGGCGGUGGACGCGGCUCUCUACGUUGCGAAGAAAAAUAGCCCGUUUGUGGAAGUGUGGGAUAAGAAGACUGAAAAACUUUGUGAACUGAUAGACUGUGUGCACUUUUUAAAGGAGGAAAUGGUGAAAGCAAACAAGGAGUCCAAACUCAAUAUGUCUUAUUUGGGGAGAGUGAAAACUCUGUGCCUGCAGAAGAACACUGCUCUCUGGAUCGGAACCGGAGGGGGCUGCGUGCUGCUCCUUGAUCUGUCAACUCGUCGACUUAUACGUAUAAUUCACGACUUCUGUGACUCUGUUAGAGUCAUGAUAACAGCGCAGUUAGGAAGCCUUAAAAAUGCCAUGUUUGUUUUGGGGUACACCCAGAAGAGUACUGAAGGCAUGCAACACCAAAAAGNCUUUUUUUUUUUUUUGUUAAAUGAAGGAAGCCUUAAAAAUGCCAUGUUUGUUUUGGGGUACACCCAGAAGAGUACUGAAGGCAUGCAACACCAAAAAGAUAUAAGGAAAAGAGAAACAGGUGACUUACUAGUUGGAGGUUCAUCCUUUGAUGACUCAAACAGAAGAAAGAGAUCUCAUUCGGCUCCAUUCGUUGACGCUGAAAAUGGUUCUCUAGGAAUGGCUAAACACAGGCGGAGACAACGUCGGGAUACUGAGAGUUUAGAGCUAGAGGACACCCCAGCAGAAGAGAAAACCAAUGCAGCAAGUGAUCCUGACAACAGUGCCUCUGGUGAUACGGAUUUUAGUGAAACUGAUUCAAAUCAGAAUGAAGUUGGUAAGGAUUCAUCUGGCCCAGGUGGAUCUGCUGAGAAUGCUGGCUCUAAUUCUGCUGCCAAUGAGACAGUUGUAACUGGGUCUUUUGGUUGGGGACCUGGAUCAAGGACAGGCAAUGCUGUAUUUAUUUUGGAGCUUCUGGUUCAAGUUCAUUUGGUGACAGUGGCCAUAAUAGCAAAGCAGUUGAAGGAAAUCAAGUGGUUGAUUGAUGAUACCAGUUGGAGAAGCGGUGGUACAUAUGUUGGUGAUAGCUCUGGAAACGAUAAAAUGACUAGCAGUAAAUCUGUUGGGGCUGAGUACAAAGACCCUGAUCUGAUGCCAGUAGCUCAGAGGGAAGGGCCUGGUUUUAUAACUUUGGAAAUGCAGAAAAGAAAGGCAAAAACUGAAUUUGGUCUUGGAGAUUCUGGUUCAAACAGUUUUGGUGACAAAGGCCAUAGUGGUACAGAGUUUGAUGGAAAUGAAGUCGUUGGCUCUGGAGACUCUAGUUUCAGUGCUCUAGGUGGCUCAAAUGCAAGCAAUGGAGCUGAAUCUGAAGAUUCAGGAUUCAGUUCAGGGUCACCUGAUCAACAGGAAUCUGGAGCCAGUGAAACUGGUGUCACAAGCUCAUCUGACCACAGUACCACUGCACCUUCCAGCACUCCAGAAAAAGGAUCCCAUAUUCCGGAAGCAACUCCAAAAUACUCAGAAACAAGUGCAGUUAUUGGUGAAGCUUCUACUUGGGACAAAGGAGCGUACAAAGCUUUCAACGGCCGCAUCUUUUCCUUCGAGUCACCGUGCACGUACACUUUCUGCCGACACUGCGUUGAACCUGGAGAUUUCAAUAUUGAGAUCAAACGAAACAAUGAUAAUGAGAUUGAAAAAAUAAUGGUUGUGAUUGACAAUAAUGACAUCUUUAUAUCUGGGGAUACCAUUUUAGUGAAUGAAGAAAGUGUACAGAUACCAUAUAACAAUAAGCUGAUUCACAUUAAAAAAUACGGAGAAUAUAAUGUCCUAAACAGCCGUAGAGGAAUCUUGUCUUUAAUGUGGGACAAAAAUAACAAACUCUCACUCACUCUUCACAAACAAUAUCCAACUUGCGGUCUCUGUGGUAAUUUCAACAACACUCCAGGAGAAGAUAUCAAUGAGCACAUUGCCAGUAGUAAAAUUCCUGGUAGUUGUCCUGAAGCUGUUAGUAAAACCUAUGAAACUUGUGAAGAUGGAGUACAGUACUGUAACAAAAUUAUUGGAACCUACUUUGAGAAAUGUGAAAAGGUUGCUGAUUUAUCUAGUGAUUACAAAAUGGUCUGCAUUGAUGAGUACUGCCAAAAUGGACAUAAAAAUUCGACAUGUGACACUUAUUCAGAAUUGUCCCGCCUUUGUGCCUCAGAUGGUCCCGGCACCUAUGAAUCCUGGCGAGACGAUCCUGAUGUGGUUUGCGAGAAACCUACAUGCCCAGAAAAACAAAUCUACCGGGAAUGCGGCCUCUCCAAUCCUGCGACUUGUUCUAAUGUGGCUCCUUUCCAGGACAAUGAGUGUGUGAGUGGCUGCUCCUGCCCAGAAGGUUAUCUAUUGGACGAUAUUGGAGAGAAAGGAAGAUGUGUAUUAAAGGCGGAAUGUCCCUGUGAGUCUAAUGGAAAAGUCUAUCUGUCAGGAGAAGUCCGAGAAGGUCCCUGUGAUUCUCAGUGCACAUGCCAGGAAGCCAAGUGGUCUUGCACUGAAGCUAUGUGUCCUGGGAGAUGUAAGGUGGAAGGAAGUUCAAUUACCACCUUUGAUGGGGAAAAAUAUAACCAUCCUGGAAACUGUCACUUUUUGGCUAUCCACGAUAAAGACUGGUCUGUCAGUGUGGAGCUCCGUCCAUGUCCAAAUGGUCUGUCAGGAACGUGCUUAAAAAGCGUCACACUCCUCUUCAAUUCGUCUGGUUCAGUUGACAAAUAUGUAUUCAAUAGCGAUGGAACAGUCACAAAUGACAAGAUUGGAAAUCAACAUUAUUACUAUUCAGGGCUCUGUGGUUCCUACAACAACAGAGCAGAGGAUGAUUUCAUGUCAAGUCAGAAUAUACUGGAGAAGUCAUCUCAGGCAUUUGCCGAUUCCUGGGAAAUGAUGUCCUGUCUUAAAGGAACGCCAGCUUCAUGCAUCAGUAUAGAAACAGAAAGGUUUGCUGAGAGGCACUGUAGUGUUCUUCUUGAUUCAAGUGGGCCUUUUGCUUCCUGCCAUCCAAUCGUGGACCCUAGACCAUAUCAUGAGGAAUGCAAAAAAUACACUUGCACUUGUGAAAAUGGUCAAGAUUGCCUGUGUACAAUUUUAGGCAACUAUGUGAAAACAUGUGCUGAGAAGGAAACGUACAUAGUGGAAUGGAGAACUGGACGAUGCGAUCACUCGUGUCCCAGUGGCCUAGUUUUCAAGUACAACGUAAAAGCCUGCAAUAGUUCUUGCAGAUCCUUGUCAGAGAGAGAUAGGAGCUGUGAUGUAGAAGAUGUUCCGGUUGAUGGAUGCACCUGCCCUGAUGAGAUGUACCAGAACAAUGAAGGAAAUUGUGUUUCAAAGUCUCAGUGUGACUGCUACAUGAAUGACGAGGUCAUAAAACCAGGCAAACUCAUCCAUAUUGACGACAAUAAAUGUGUCUGUCGGGAUGGAAUUCUUCUUUGCCAGACUCCUAUCGAUUUAACCCUACAGAAUUGCUCUGGAGGGGCUGAAUAUGUUGACUGCAGUGACCCCAAGGCACAGAGAAGAGUUGACAGCACAUGCAACACUCGGAACAUACCUAAUUUUGAGGAUUAUUGUGGUGGUGAAAAUGGCACAUUCCGUAUUUUAACUGAAAGCGUCCCAUGCUGUGAAGAUGGGCUCACGUGCUCAAGAAGAAUCAUAGUUGCUUUAGAGGAUCAGAAUGUUAUCUUGCAAGAUGGUAAAGUAACGGCCAUCAAAACGACAGACAGUAAGGAAUGUGGACUCGAUGGAAACGUAUACUCCGUGCAUACCGUUGGCCUCUACUUGAUUCUGAAAUUCGACACCGGCGUAACCUUGAUUUGGGACAAAAACACAAGAGUGUCUGUUAUAUUGGAGCCGCGCUGGAAUGUGGACCCCACCUCCUACUACGACGCGUGCAUCCAAGAGGCCUGCGCCUGCGACAUGGAGGGCAAGUACCUGGGCUUCUGCACGGCCGUGGCCAUGUACGCCGAGGCUUGCAGCGCCGUCGGGGUCUGCGUCCCCUGGAGAAAGCCCGACCUCUGCCCCGUCUACUGUGAUUAUUAUAACGCACCUGGGGAAUGCAGAUGGCAUUACGAGCCCUGUGGGACAGUGACUGCAAAAACAUGCAAAGAUCGGGUUAUUGGCCAGAAGUUUUCUGCACUUUUAGAAGCUAUUGCAUUGCGGGAGAGCUGGCGUGCACUGGUUCGACUACAACAGCUACCUCCAUUUCGAUCACCCAAGCAGGAAUUACAACAUCAAGCAGUGAAACAAGAG